AUGGAUAAAUUUGAUUCAAGUGAGAAUAUGAAAGACAAACUUCACCAAAAGUUACAAAGUGACUGUUCAAUUGAUCAUUAUCCACUUCAAGAGGAAAUGGGAGAAAAACCAAUUGGGAAACAAAACAUAGAAGGGAAGCUUUCAGCCAAUUUUGAAGAUAAACACAAGAACACAUCGGUGCAAACAGUAAGCAAUAAAAAUAAAAAGAAGCAUCUUAAAAAGAAGAAGAUGCCUGAACAGAUGGAGCAUAGCACAGAGAGAGAAAUAUUGAAUUCUGGAAAAGAAGUGGAAUCAAAUGGCCCAGAAUAUAAAGUUGAGGAAGCAGCAAAAAUUCAAGCCAAUAAGAAAAGUAUGAGAAUAGGAUUGUCAUUGAUGAAACAUCCAAUUCAGGCUCAAAAGCAAAAUCAAUUGAGAAUUUAA
Messenger RNA from Puccinia graminis f. sp. tritici CRL 75-36-700-3, 420 nucleotides. RefSeq lists its product as uncharacterized. The transcript is spliced from 4 exons. Bases 1 to 420 code for a protein of 139 amino acids. NCBI's taxonomy places the organism in Eukaryota, Fungi, Basidiomycota, Pucciniomycetes, Pucciniales, Pucciniaceae. The record is from RefSeq and is a predicted model, not a curated record.